This is a messenger RNA of Dioscorea cayenensis subsp. rotundata (Guinea yam), 528 nucleotides long. RefSeq lists its product as uncharacterized. NCBI's taxonomy places the organism in Eukaryota, Viridiplantae, Streptophyta, Magnoliopsida, Dioscoreales, Dioscoreaceae. The coding region runs from base 1 to 528 and encodes 175 amino acids. The transcript has 2 exons. The record is from RefSeq and is a predicted model, not a curated record.
AUGAUAGAGGAAAGUAGGUCCCUUGUAGUUGGCCAAUCUAAUGGGGAACAAUAUGAGGUUAUUGACAGCUAUAGUAACUCCUUCAAUUUAUGUGAUAGGACAUGCUUAUGCCGACAUUGGCAAAUUUAUGGUCUACCGUAUUGGUAUGCUUGUGCGGCGAUCAUGCAAAGUGAUACUAACAACCAUCAUUUCAUGGAUGAAUAUCACACAGUUGCUUCAUACAAGGCAGCAUACACAAGCCCAAUAUUUCCCAUACCAGACGAUGACAAACCUAAAGAUGAUAGCCGACCUCUACGUCUUCGACCACCUAUUACAAAGAAAAGACCUGGGCACCCAAGACGCAGAAGGAUUGAAUCACAAGCAUUCAAUGUGAGGGAGCUACGUUGUAGUCGUUGUCACGAAGUUGGGCAUAAUAGAGAUACCCAGAUUUCAUCAUCUUUAGUGUGUUCAUCUGAGAUGGAGGCGGGAUCAUCCUUCUUUGGCGGGUUGCUGGCAAUGCCUUCUGCUAAUAUCCGUGUAGCAUACUAA